CUUCAUGUUGACGUUUGACCGCGUAGCAAGUGAAAGUGUCACGUCAGUAAAAUUGCUGUCAAAUAUCAGAAACAUUUAGUUUUGUCGGCUGCUUUUUAUUAGAAAUUGUGUUCUAGGUUAAAACCUGGAAGAUGGGUGUAAAACCUGCAAUUGGAAGAAAAACUAACAAGAACCCCCCAUUUUUUAGUCACGAAUUUGUGAUACAAAACCAUGCUGAUAUUGUAUCAUGUCUGGUUAUGGUCUUCCUCGUUGGACUAAUGGUACAGUCAACAAGUCCGGUGGCAAGUUUAUUCAUCAGUUUGCAUCACAACGUAACUGGUGCGGAAUCGACGCGAGAUGUACCAAAGGGCGAGUCUUACUCAUAUGAAGCUGGCUGGAAAGACUCCUGUGCGGUGUUCUUUUACUCCUUAGUAUGCAUUGUUCUGCACGCUAUCCUGCAAGAGUACUUCUUAGACAAAAUAUCAAAGAAGUUUCAUCUCUCAAAGUCAAGAUUAUGUUCUCUCAAUGAAUCAGGCCAGCUUGUUGUAUUCCAACUUGUCACAUUACUAUGGGGUGGUGAUGCAAUUCUUCGUGAAGGAUUUAUGUUCAAUAUUUCACAGCUUUGGGAUGGCUACCCAAACCAUCCAAUGAGUUUCUUGCUGAAGUUAUGGUGGGUGGUUCAAGCUUCUUACUGGAUCCACACAAUUCCGGAGCUAUAUUUCCAGCGCAUCAAGAAAGAUGAAUGGUCAGGUCGCAUUAGACAUGCUGCUGUCGCCUUGGCGUUUGUCGGCCUUGCAUAUGGCUUCAAGUUUCAAAGAGUAGGAGUUUGUCUUAUUGUUCUUCAUGCUUUGGCUGAGUUUGUUGCUCACAGCUACAAGCUCAACUCCAUCCUACGGGGCGAAAGGGAAGACUACUUAGACCAAUUGCUUGGCGUGCUAAAUGGUGCUGUGUUCGUGACGGUGCGUCUGUGCUCGCUCGUGCUGGGCGUUCUCACGUUCUACUUCGGCGUGGCGGACGCGGCGCCAUUACUGCUGCGAGUUGCCGCUCUCUGCCUUUUAGUCUCAUUCCAGGUUUACCUGAUGUUCAACUUCAUCUCGGAAGCUAUCAAGCAGCGUCAAGAGGCACGCCAACUCGCCCAAAGCCGGCCUAAAAAGGAAAAGAAAGAGAAGCCUAAAAAAGAAAAAGUGAAGAAAGUCCACAACGAAGAUUCCGACCUUCCUGAAGUGGACCAGAACACCAACAAGACGCUCCGACAGCGACAAGCCUCUACAGUCAAGACAAAGUAAAUAACGCACACUGCCCUCUACUUAGAAGUAAUAGAUUGUCCCCUUCCAUUCGUAUGUACUGUAAACUUUUCAUUUAUGUCUCCCCUUAAAUACAUUUUACUAUAAAAAGUUAAUUGUCCAUGCACAAAAGGAACUGUGUGUUGUAAAAUUAUUUAAAAAUAUUAUUCUUAGUAUAAUAGUUGAUGUCAUAAUAUUAUAGUAAACG
This is a messenger RNA of Pararge aegeria (speckled wood butterfly), 1470 nucleotides long. RefSeq names its product translocating chain-associated membrane protein 1 (gene TRAM). Lineage: Eukaryota; Metazoa; Arthropoda; Insecta; Lepidoptera; Nymphalidae. Gene Ontology annotation, cellular component: endoplasmic reticulum membrane. Gene Ontology annotation, biological process: SRP-dependent cotranslational protein targeting to membrane, translocation; protein insertion into ER membrane. The record is from RefSeq and is a predicted model, not a curated record. Bases 132 to 1265 code for a protein of 377 amino acids. The transcript has 9 exons.